GACACGAUCGCACUCGUGAGGUCAAAAAGGGAUCAAGAUCUGUAUAUCGCCGACAUGGGCACCAGUUUCACCCGCAUGAAAACGAGGGAGUGGAAGUGGGAGGACGUGCGUGCGAGGUUGCAGUCCAUGGGCGUGACGAGGGAGGCCGUCGACUGUGGGAAGAAAUGGGACAACUUGAUGCACCAAUUCAAGAACGUCCACAAGUUCCAGAACCUAUCCGGUGGGAAAAACUACUUCAAGCUUGCAUCAAAGGCCAGACUAUCGGAGGGCUUCAACUUCGUCAUGGACCGGAGCUUGUACGGCGAAAUGGAGGCCAUGACGAAGGGGGAUCACACGAUCCACCCGAAAAAUUUGGCGGACAUGGGGGCGGCCGGUGGGGUUCAGAUGUCGGCAGGCGGGGGGGCUGCAGGGGACACAAUAGCCACUGAGGGUGGAGGGGAGGCAGCCGACGAGGAGCAAGGGUCGACGAAAGACUCCACAUUCAGCGCGGGGAGCGCCGGCGGUUAUGGGAAGAGGAAGAACAUGCGGCAACAAACCUUUGAGGUCGUCCCCGACGUCAUGGACAAGCAUGGUGCGCUUAUGGCGAGCACAAUGGACAGCGCGAGCAAGUGGCAAUGCUCGAUGAUGUUACGUCAGUGCGAAAUCCUGGAGAGCGAAGUGGAAGUGCAGAGGAAACAUUAUGCUGCGGCGGAUAAGGAGAACAGAAUGAUGCGUAGCCACAUACGGCCAUUAACGGAGGCGGGAAGCAUGUCUGCGAGAGGUGGCACCCGUGGGAAGAAGCGGGAAAACAUCCCCACGGACAGUCAGGGGCGGGAAAGGGGUCGGCGACAUGUCCCCAAGGCGAAGAGGCUCCGUUCGGAAGAAGCAUCAACAAGCCUGCCUCUUCGACGAGGGCGAAGUUGGACGGCAGCCAACGAAGAGGAAGAUGACGACGUGUUCACGACGGAGGAGGAAGCAGCAGAGGACAACGUGCUGGCGCCUCGGGGAAGCAGUCUUCAACGCUCAUCUGAUCAGAGCGGUGCGAGAAGAUUGUUGACGUCCCCUCCGGAGGCGCAACAAGUGUGUGCGCACGACACCCAGAAGGCGAAGGAGGUUGUCGUCGACGUCGGCGGCGAGGACGACGAGCCCUUGGAAAGCCGUAGGCAGCGCAAUGUCACACAAGGCGCCACGACGACGACAGUCAGGAUACGCGCCGCGACUGAAGAAAGGCCACCUCAGGGUGGCCUGCCCUCCAUGCCAUCCCAGCCGCGCCUGCGCAACACGGCUGCAGAGGGGGGCUCCAUGGAACGUUGUCGACUGGUAGAAGUGACCUGCCGGCACACCGAUCGAACCCUAUACCUCGCGCCGUGUCUGUCACCCACGGGAGGGUUGAUCAGGGCUCCUGCAACCUGCAAGAAAUCAACCUCGUCAGUAUCACCAAAAUACGCUAGCACCUCAUUAUAAGGCAGGAAACUGCUGACGACGAAACAAAUCGUAGAAAUGAUC
Chara braunii is the source of this 1485-nucleotide messenger RNA. The record is from the annotation of a GenBank genome assembly. Lineage: Eukaryota; Viridiplantae; Streptophyta; Charophyceae; Charales; Characeae.